Messenger RNA from Mandrillus leucophaeus (drill), 3718 nucleotides. It is a transcript of the gene MTHFD1L, whose product is annotated as methylenetetrahydrofolate dehydrogenase (NADP+ dependent) 1-like. The transcript has 33 exons. The coding region runs from base 1 to 3327 and encodes 1108 amino acids. Gene Ontology annotation, cellular component: mitochondrion; cytosol. Gene Ontology annotation, biological process: tetrahydrofolate interconversion. NCBI's taxonomy places the organism in Eukaryota, Metazoa, Chordata, Mammalia, Primates, Cercopithecidae. The record is from RefSeq and is a predicted model, not a curated record. Gene Ontology annotation, molecular function: formate-tetrahydrofolate ligase activity; methylenetetrahydrofolate dehydrogenase (NADP+) activity; ATP binding.
AUGGUGAUCAAAUCAUCUGCUCUAAGGCGCAAAUACAAGCCCCCAGUUUGCCCUCCUGUUUAUAUAGCAAUGUAUGCCUCUCCACAUAGUUCUCAUGGAACCAUCAAGACCACGGACCAACCAAACCAAAGUGCCCCAAGCCGUGACAUCCCGGCCGGCGGCUCUCAGGUCCCCGCCCUCCGCACGUCACGGCCGCCGGGUGCAGUGCCCCCUAGGGGUCCCUACGGACGAGGAGGAAGCGCCAGGUGGAGCCGGGCCUUCGGGGCAGCCGCCGGGGUAGUCGGAGAGGUCUCAGCGCUGGUUUCCAGCCCCGCCUCGCUGCGCGCACGGAGUCGCCGCGCAGCUAAGCUUGCAGAGUUCUCUGCGGACCCAGAGCGAACUGGUAGCCCUGGACCGGGCCUUUCCCGUCCCGGUCCCAGCCCCUGGGCCCCAGCCUUCCCCGCCCUCGCCGAGAGGGGCGCCCAGGUCUCGGGCCUUGCAGGAGAAGUCAUUGAGAAUUCAAAAGAAGUUCUAAGUUUAUUGCAAGAAAAAAACCCUGCCUUCAAGCCGGUUCUUGCAAUUAUCCAGGCAGGUGACGACAACUUGAUGCAGGAAAUCAACCAGAAUUUGGCUGAGGAGACUGGUCUGAACAUCACUCACAUUUGCCUCCCUCCAGAUAGCAGUGAAGCCGAGAUUAUAGAUGAAAUCUUAAAGAUUAAUGAAGAUACCAGAGUACAUGGCCUUGCCCUUCAGAUCUCUGAGAACUUGUUUAGCAAUAAAAUUCUGCAUGCAAAAAACCCUUCAGAAGAUGUGGAUGCUAUAACAGACAUAAACCUGGGGAAGCUGGUGCGAGGGGAUGCCCAUGAAUGUUUUGUUUCACCUGUUGCCAAAGCUGUAAUUGAACUUCUUGAAAAAUCAGGUGUCAACCUAGAUGGAAAGAAGAUUUUGGUAGUAGGGGCCCAUGGGUCUUUGGAAGCUGCUCUACAAUGCCUGUUCCAGAGAAAAGGGUCCAUGACAAUGAGUUCCCAGUGGAAAACACCCCAGCUUCAAAGGAAGCUUCACGAGGCUGACAUUGUGGUCCUAGGCUCACGUAAGCCAGAAGAGAUUCCCCUUACUUGGAUACAACCAGGAACUACUGUUCUCAACUGCUCCCAUGACUUCCUGUCAGGUAAAUGUCUUCACAUUGGUAUCCAGGAAUACUCAAGACCACACCAGGCCCACUUUGGGGGCAGCCCAAGCAGUGCCCGCAACAGGGCAGCCAGCAGCCCCGGGAUCCAGCAGGAGCCGGCCCAGAGUAGGUUCCUUUUUCCAGUUCGUAGAAGGACUGAGUCUAAGAAAGCCUUGGACCACACCCAGCCCCUCAGCAAGUCCCUGAAUGGCACAGUCCCUGUGAAGAAUAUGGUCAGUAGUGGAAGGAGAUGGCUUCGUGAACAGCAGCACAGGCGGUGGAGACUUCACUGCUUGAAACUUCAGCCUCUCUCCCCUGUGCCAAGUGACAUUGAGAUUUCAAGAGGACAAACUCCAAAAGCUGUGGAUGUCCUUGCCAAGGAGAUUGGAUUGCUUGCAGAUGAAAUUGAAAUCUAUGGCAAAAGCAAAGCCAAAGUACGUUUGUCCGUGCUAGAAAGGUUAAAGAAUCAAGCAGAUGGGAAAUACGUCUUAGUUGCUGGGAUUACACCCACCCCUCUUGGAGAAGGGAAGAGCACAGUUACCAUUGGGCUUGUGCAGGCGCUGACUGCACACCUGAAUGUCAACUCCUUUGCCUGUCUGAGGCAGCCUUCCCAAGGACCAACGUUUGGAGUGAAAGGAGGAGCUGCGGGUGGUGGAUACGCCCAGGUCAUCCCCAUGGAGGAGUUCAACCUUCACUUGACUGGAGACAUCCACGCCAUCACUGCUGCCAAUAACUUGCUGGCUGCCGCCAUCGACACAAGGAUUCUUCAUGAAAACACACAAACAGAUAAGGCUCUGUAUAACCGACUGGUUCCUUUAGUGAAUGGUGUCAGAGAAUUUUCAGAAAUUCAACUUGCUCGGCUGAAAAAACUGGGAAUAAAUAAGACUGAUCCGAGCACACUGACAGAAGAGGAAGUGAGUAAAUUUGCCCGUCUCGACAUCAACCCAUCUACCAUCACGUGGCAGAGAGUACUGGAUACAAACGACCGAUUUCUACGAAAAAUAACCAUCGGGCAGGGAAACACAGAGAAGGGCUAUUUCCGGCAGGCGCAGUUUGACAUCGCAGUGGCCAGCGAGAUCAUGGCGGUGCUGGCCCUGACGGACAGCCUCGCGGACAUGAAGGCACGGCUGGGAAGGAUGGUGGUGGCCAGUGACAAAAGUGGGCAGCCUGUGACAGCAGAAGAUUUGGGGGUGACAGGUGCUUUGACAGUUUUGAUGAAAGAUGCAAUAAAACCAAACCUGAUGCAGACCCUGGAAGGGACACCUGUGUUCGUGCAUGCGGGCCCUUUUGCUAACAUUGCUCACGGCAACUCUUCAGUGUUGGCUGAUAAAAUUGCCCUGAAACUGGUUGGUGAAGAAGGAUUUGUAGUGACCGAAGCUGGCUUUGGUGCUGACAUCGGAAUGGAGAAAUUCUUCAACAUCAAGUGCCGAGCUUCCGGCUUGGUGCCCAACGUGGUUGUGUUGGUGGCAACGGUGCGAGCUCUGAAGAUGCAUGGAGGCGGGCCAAGUGUAACCGCCGGUGUUCCUCUUAAGAAAGAAUAUACAGAGGAGAACAUCCAGCUGGUGGCAGAUGGCUGCUGUAACCUCCAAAAGCAAAUUCAGAUCGCUCAGCUCUUUGGGGUUCCCGUUGUGGUGGCUCUGAAUGUCUUCAAGACUGACACCCGCGCUGAGAUUGACUUGGUGUGUGAGCUUGCAAAGCGGGCUGGUGCCUUUGAUGCAGUCCCCUGCUAUCACUGGUCGGUUGGUGGAAAGGGGUCGGUGGACUUGGCUCGGGCUGUGAGAGAGGCUGCGAGUAAAAGAAGCCAAUUCCAGUUCCUGUAUGAUGUUCAGCUUCCAGUUGUGGACAAGAUAAGAACCAUUGCCCAGGCUGUCUAUGGAGCCAAAGAUAUUGAACUCUCUCCUGAGGCACAAGCCAAAAUAGAUCGUUACACUAAACAGGGUUUUGGAAAUUUGCCCAUCUGCAUGGCAAAGACCCACCUUUCUCUGUCUCACGAACCUGACAAAAAAGGUGUGCCGAGGGACUUCAUCUUACCUAUCAGUGAUGUCCGGGCCAGCAUAGGCGCUGGGUUCAUUUACCCUUUGGUCGGAACGAUGAGCACCAUGCCAGGACUGCCCACCCGGCCCUGCUUUUAUGACAUAGAUCUUGAUACCGAAACAGAACAAGUUAAAGGCUUGUUCUAAGUGGACAAGGCUCUCACAGGACCCAAUGCAGACUCCUGAAACAGACUACUCUUUGCCUUUUUGCUGCAGUUGGAGAAGAAACUGAAUUUGAAAAAUGUCUGUUAUGCAAUGCUGGAGACACAGUGAAAUAGGCCAAAGAUUUCUUCUUGGUUCAAGAUGAAUUCUGUUCGCAGCGGAGUGUGGCAUUCAGCAAAAGGACCUCCACCAAGACCGAAAGAAACUAAUUUAUUUCUGUUUCUGUAGAGUUUACAUUAUUUCUACUGCUUACACUUUAGAAUGUUUAUUUUAUGGGGACUAAGGGAUUAAAAGAGUGUGAACUAAAAGGUAACAUUUUCCACUCUCAAGUUUUCUACUUUGUCUUUGAACUGAAAAUAAACAUGGAUCUAGAAAA